AUGGGUGACACGGAGCCCCAUGUCGCCCCCACCCCCCGGCACACAAAGUUCAACCCAGCCCAGCUGGACCUGUCUCUGUACCCACCACUGGACCAGCAGUGCAUCGUCCUGACACAGGAAUCAGACUCGCCCGGUACGGGCGCCGUGCGCAGGAAUGCCCGGCACCCUGAUACGCUGGUAGAUUCCCUUCCCGACCCAGACGGCCACGUCAAGACGGCGUAUGAGCUCCUGGAGCUGAGUAUCGCCAAGUAUGGCCAGAGGGACUACUUGGGCACCCGGAGCGUGGACGCGCAGGGCACCCCCGGCGCCUACACCUGGCAGACCUACGCCGGCGUGGGCCAGGCGCGGCUGGAGAUCGGGGCGGGGCUGCGCCACCUGGGCGUGACCCGCGGCGCGGCGGUGGGCCUCUACAGCGCCAACUGCGCGGAGUGGGUGCUGGUCGACGCCGCGCUGCAUGCGCACGCGUGCGUCGGCGUGCCGCUGUACGACACCCUGGGCGCGGACGUGGUGGCCUACAUCCUGGGCCACGCCGAGCUGGCGGCGGUGGCCUGCUCCGCCGCCGUCCUCCCCGCACUUCUGGAGACGCUGCCGGCCUCCCCCACCGUCCGACUGGUGGUGGUCUACGCCCAGCCGCCCGGCUUCUCGCCGCCGGCACCCCCCCCGGGCUACACCAGCGGCACCACGGGGCGGCCCAAGGGCGUGGUCAUCACCCACGCCAACAUGAUCAGCCAGGUGGCGGCCAGCGUCUGCGCCGCCCUUCCUCUCCUCGUCGCCAGCCAGGCCAUGGAGCGCCACGUGUCCUACCUCCCCCUGGCGCACAUCUAUGAGCGCAUGACCUACGCGAUGUGCACCUACCUGGGCGGGGGCCUGGGCUUCUUCCGCGGCGACGUGCUGACGCUGCUGGACGACAUCCAGGCCCUGCGCCCCACCUACUUCCCCUCCGUCCCGCGCCUGUGGAACCGCAUCUACGACCGGAUCAUGGCCCAGGUGGCGGCCAGCAGCGCGGUCAAGAGGGCCAUCUUCUGGGCGGCCUACGGGUACAAGCGGCGGCGCAUGGCGGAGGGGGACAUGACCGGCGGGCGGUGGGCGCCCUUCUUGAAUCGCCUGGUCUUCAACAAGAUCAAGGCCGUGGUCGGAGGCGAGGUCAAGGUCAUGAUCAGCGGGGCCGCCGCGCUCUCCCAAGAUGUCUUCGAGUUCCUGCGCGUCGUGUUCGACUGCGUGGUGGUCGAGGGCUACGGCACCACAGAGACCACGGCCGCCGCCACGGUCACCACCCCCGGCGACCCGGUGGUGGGACACGUGGGUCCCCCCCUGCCAUCCUGCGAGAUUCGGCUGGCCGACGUGCCCGAGCUGGGCUACACCAGCGCGGACCUGCCUGAUCCCCGCGGCGAGAUCUGCGUGCGCGGCAACAUCGUGUUCAAGGAGUACUACAAGGACCCGGAGACCACGCGGGAGACGAUCGACGCGCAGGGGUGGCUGCACACCGGCGACAUCGGCACCUGGCUCCCCGGCGAGCGCCUGAAGGUCAUCGACCGCAAGAAGAACAUCUUCAAGCUGUCCCAGGGAGAGUACGUGGCGCCGGAGAAGAUCGAGGGCCUGUACACCCACUCCCCCUACGUCGCCCAGGUCUUCGUCCACGGCGACGCCCUGCGCUCGCGCAUCGUGGGCGUGGUGGUGCCCGACCAGGAGGCCCUCCUGCCCUGGGCCGAGAGCAAUGGGCUCGAGCCAGACCUGGGCCAGUUGUGUAAGGAGGAGCGGGUGAAGGCCCUGAUCCUGCAGAGCAUGCUGGAGGAGGGUCGCGCCGCCAAACUAAACGGAUUCGAGCAGGUGGUGGACAUCACCCUGACGCCAAACCCCUUCUCGGUGGAGGCCGGGACGAUGACCCCGACCUUCAAACCCAAGCGGCCCCAGCUCAGGGCCGCCUUCUCCGGCGCCAUUGCAGACAUGUAUGCCCGCGCGCCUGCCUGA
This is a messenger RNA of Auxenochlorella protothecoides, 1968 nucleotides long. Its product is annotated as Long chain acyl-CoA synthetase 7, peroxisomal. Bases 1 to 1968 code for a protein of 655 amino acids. Gene Ontology annotation, cellular component: membrane; endoplasmic reticulum. The transcript has 8 exons. Gene Ontology annotation, molecular function: long-chain fatty acid-CoA ligase activity. NCBI's taxonomy places the organism in Eukaryota, Viridiplantae, Chlorophyta, Trebouxiophyceae, Chlorellales, Chlorellaceae. The record is from RefSeq and is a predicted model, not a curated record.